Molecule: messenger RNA, 5041 nt
Organism: Argiope bruennichi
Lineage: Eukaryota; Metazoa; Arthropoda; Arachnida; Araneae; Araneidae
Product: caskin-2-like
Exons: 23
Coding region: 303-3794 (1163 amino acids)
Molecular function (GO): protein binding
Source: RefSeq, a predicted model, not a curated record
GCGAGUUUGAAAUGGUUGUUGCUUAGCGUCGCGAUGCCACGCUGCCUGUCAUUACAUUUGGCAGUGUUUCUGUUAUUGUUAAAUAUUUAACAUCAGCUUUACAUUCAUUCGAGCUUGGAUUAUCCUUCCACCGAUCGCUAGCUAUCUUGGAUUAAACGUCGGUCCGAUCGUCAAUGUGAAAAAUCUCCGAACAAAAACGAACAAGUUCAGUGACUGUUUGUACGCCGCUUCCAUGGAUUUAAAAGCCUUCACCUUCUUAUCCGGUUUGUUACGAGCUUGAAGGAGAUCGUUUUGUUUUUAUCAUGUUGUCCUUAUCCACAAUGGGAAAGGAAUUGGAUUUGCUUCAAGCAGUGAAAGCCGAGGAUAUUAGAGGAAUAACAAGGAUACUAGCCAAGUACAAAUCUUCGAAACCGAAACUGUUGGGAUCGACGCGGCGACUGAAUGUGAACGCUCAAGACUGCGAUGGCAUCUCGAGUCUUCAUCAGGCCGCCCUCAUGUGCCACGUCACCAUCAUUCAACUGCUGCUGGAUGCGGGAGCCCAGGUCGACAUCAAGGAUAACAAAGGUAUGCGGCCCCUGCACUACGCUUCGUGGCAAGGCAAACCAGAGCCCGUGGCUCUCCUUCUGCAGUACAACGCUUCCGUCAACGAGCAGGCCAACAAAGGAGAGACGCCCCUGCACCUUGCUUGUCAGCACGGACACGUACUCGUGACCAAUUUGCUACUGAAGUACCAUUCCAACGUUCUGAUUCGCAAUAAGGACCACAAGUCGCCUCUUGAUUUAGCCUGUGAAUUUGGACGAUACGAGGUGGUGAAGAUGCUCUUGCAGCAUCACAGCACUCGUUGCCGUUCUCUUUUAAUAGAGAAUCCCCAGGACACAGCGGACAACGAUCGCACCACUUGCCUCCACCUAGCUGCCAGAAACGGACAUGUUGACGUCAUCAGGUUGCUUCUGAAUGCCGGCAUCGACAUCAACAGGUCCACCCUGCGGGGCACCGCCCUCCAUGAAGCGGCCAUGCACGGAAAAUUGGACGUGGUGCGAAUGCUCAUUGAAAGCGGUGUCGACGUGAACAAACCCAACUCGUACGACCAAACUGCGCUGGAUAUCGUCCGGUCCUUCACCACCUGUCACGCAGAGAAGGAGAUGAAGCACCUGUUGAAAGAAAUCAUCAAUGCUGUCCAAGGCCGGGCCAUACGGGACUUUGAUGAUCCAAACGAUCCCGAUGCUCUUCCUCUCAAGGAAGGCCAACAGGUGACGGUGCUGGAACAAAGGGACGAUGGCAGAUGGCGGGGCAUUGUCUUCCACCCCAAUUACACUUCCACCCAGGGAUAUUUUCCGGCGUCGGCGAUCCAGUUGUUGGACAGACCGGUGGGUGGCUCCCAGCGGACAGGGACUCUGAAAGGAGGAACCAUGAAGAAGGUCCCCCCACCUGUUGUGCCUGAGCUUUCUUACAGGAAUUCCGGUUCGAGUUUUUCCAGUGGUUACGGAAGUCAGGCGGCUGUGGACAGGAAUUCCUGUGGUAGUCUGAGUGCGGAUGAACCGAUUUCCCCGCCGCCCAAUUCACCCAAUUCAGAUGCUAGUGCAUAUGGAACGCUGUCUUCCCCCACUAAGCUGUCCCAUUUCUGUUUUCCUGAUGUCCAGAGCCAGUAUACUCAAGUUAUUGUUCAUGCUCAACCGGGGAGUGGAGGAUCUACUCCAGUGGACAAUCCCCCGGGUGGUCCUCUGGGAUGCCCUUCAGUUUGCCAUGCCAUGUUAGAGGACCAAGGAAUCGAUGUCUGUCCCAGCCCAGGUGGUAGUAGUGCCAGUGGUACAUCAUCGAGACACAGCAUGUCGAGUGUGGACAGUGGCCGUGCGUCUGGGUCAGAUAAGGUGGGCUCCCAGAAGUCUCAGUCCAAACACAUCCUCGUCGAAACCAGCCAGCACCGGCACAGCUAUCACAGUUCCACGUCCAGCGUGUCCAGCGACGAUCUCCAAAUCAUGGGCAACAAUGUGGCAGAGAUGAUGUUGCAUGGCUUGCCGGACGGCGAAAUCUUAUCUGCUUGGUUGACCAGCCUGAAGUACGAAGACUACUGCCCAUUGUUUCUGCAGGCCGGAUACGACAUGCCCACCAUAUCUCGAAUGACACCGGAGGAUUUAACAGCCAUUGGUAUAACCAAACCAAAUCAUCGAAGAAAAUUAAAAGCCGAAAUUGCGAGGUUGAAUAUAUCUGACGGAAUUCCUGAUUAUAAACCUAAUUCAUUGUUGGAAUGGCUCCACCUGCUGAGAUUGGAGGAGUAUUACGAUACACUUGUCGAACAAGGAUAUGACUCUGUAGAUAAAGUGACGGAACUUACUUGGGAAGAUUUAGAGGAAAUAGGCAUCCAGAAAUUAGGUCACCAAAAGAAGAUCACCUUAGCUAUCAAAAGAGUGAAAGACAUUUCAAAUGGCAUUAAACGAGCUAGCCACGUGCCUGAACCUCAUGAAUUGACGGGGAGCACUGCGAACACCCUCUCCCGGCCGACAACCUUAAAUAAUGUACCACCGUAUUCUUAUCACACUCAAGAAAUAGCUAUUACCACAGCUCGCUCUCAUAUCUCACCCACUUCUGCUCCUGAUGCCAAUCUAGAAUUUAAAACAUUCCAGCAGUCUCCUCCAAAAGAAGAAAUGUUUCAACAUUAUAUGAGCAAUCGAGAUUGCAACUCUCCGUCCCACCUCAGCAAUUUAUAUCAACCAAAUGUUGUUACUAUACAGGUUCGGUCAACCAGCCGAGGUAGGUCUUUGGAGAGCCUAGACAUGGACGAUUCAGUUUCCACUGUGAUGCAUCCACCUUAUUAUGGCAACUCUGACUGUUGGUAUGACACUGUAAGUGCAUGGAGACAUAAUGGCUAUGACACUGACAGUGAACUGAGUGUACACGAUCACUAUUCUUAUGAAACAAGUGGUACCACAACUUUGAAUCGACCCAAAGGCAUGGUGAAACCUAGGCCUGUUGCCAAAAUUACUGCCAAGAGCCGCCAGUCUGAUCCCGAAAUCAACUAUGAUAUUGACGACGACCCCAAGAGUUUGAAGAUGGCCAAUCAAAUGAUUGAUAGUUGGUCUCCUCAACACAGUUGGUCCAAUAUGAACUCCUCCCAGUUGUAUGGUACUUUGAGGGGGAAGAGAAAUCCCCCACCCCCUCCCAAACGAACAAACUCUAUUAAAAAUGAACGCAGCAUUGAGGCAAUGAAGGAUGAAGCUUUUGCAACAUGUGUCAAAGGUCUAGCAUCGCGAUUUGUCACAGACUUGCCUCCACCACCAAGUGAUUCCUCUGACAGGUCUGUGUCCCCAGCACUGACCGAAGACUUCCCCCCUCCCCCCUCUCCACUUUCUGCCUCUGUUAUAGACUUGUCCGAGUCUUCUGCGGUUAGAGAGGAUGUUGUUCGUGCCAAAGAUUCCCAAGGAUCCAAAUUCAGGCAGCGAAGAAAGGACUCUGCGGACUCAAAUAUUUCCACUUCCAGCACAGAAUCCAAUUCCUUGCCUUUCGCCAAUGAAAAUGUUGGGACUAUUAAGCAAAGAGCUACGAAAUGUGUAACAGGUGAAAGCUCUCCGGCAGCUUCCCCUUCAGCCACACUCAGGAAGUCCAACUUGCCUUCAAGCCAAGCGAGUAUGUCAAGUAAGCGGACUGUUCUGACAGAGAAAAAAUUCAAAGAAGCAAGUGGGCGUGCCAUGGAACAUUCUUCUGGAGCCACUGAUGUGAUAGUUGACAUCGAGAACAUGCUAGCUAAUUUAUCCACCCAGCUGGACGCAAUGUUGGAGUAUCAGUUAAACGAGGGCUGAAGUCAUGGAAUGCCACUCUGUGCAAAUUUUAAUCGAACAACGUUUUUUAUUCAUGUUUGGAUGUUGACAGAUGUAUAGUGAACUUUUUUAAUUAUUUCAGUAGUAGCUGUAGCUGGCUGCAGUGAGACUCUGGACCUUCUCUUCAUUGUGCAGUUGAUAGACUUGUUAACAGUUUCAUUUUGAGUAAAAAUUUUUAACAGAAUAGUUGUUGAUCAUGAAACUGAGCUAUUUUCAUAUGAAUAGAAAACAAUGUGAUUUCUAUGUUUAUAUUGCAGAAUUUCACUUCACUUAUGAUGAUUUUGGUUGUGUUCCUGUUAGUAAAUUAAUUUUGCAAAUAUAGCAUGAAGCAAAUGUUGCUGGAAGUAUUCAUCAAUAAUAUUUGUUCCUGAUUUCAUUUUAUGGACUUUAUACAAUUGCAUUUUGAAGCAGCAGAAAAUGCCAUUUAGUUUUUGUAUUUAAAGUAGAUUUGCAGUUGACUUCAAAAAGGCAGCCAUUUUCCAUUUUUUUAAAAAUACUUUUUUACGAAGAAUUUUGUAUCAUUAUUUUGAACCUUUUACUUAUUUUUAAUCUGGAUAUUAGAUAACAAAUGUUAAAGAAUAAUAAUAAAACAAAUAUUAACUUUAGUUGAUAUGCAUGGUUCUGGAAAAUGCAUUGCAUCAUUACACAGUUUUUUUUUAAUAUUGUUUUAUUGAUUUAAAAAGUAACAUUUUUUACAUUAUAACAUAUAUUUACUCAUUAUUCAAACUUCAUUUUUGCUUAUUAGAAUCAAAAAUGGUAUUUUAUAAUAUCACAUAUUACUCUCUCUUGUUUGUAUUGCUACAGCAUUACGAAGAGUUAUUGUUCAUCAUGAUGCAAAUUUCCCUGAAAAAAAUCAGCAAAAUUUUUGUUAAUCUUUAAUCUUUUGAUACUGCCAUUUGUAUUUUCACAUUUUCAUUACCCAUCCCAGCUGUGUUAUUACAAUGGAUCAUGAUUGUUGUCUGUUGUGUCAGUGUGCUUUGGAUUCAGAACUAUUAAAAGUGUUCCGUGGGUAGGAUACUGUUCUUGACAAUCUUUGUGUUUUUAAAACACGAAGUGAUUAAACAAUAUGAAGAUGGAUAUCUUUUUUUUUUUUUAAUGUUUGGAAGAAUUUUCGCUUAAUUUAUAUAAAAUUGGCUGAUUUGAAGCAAUUGUUCCUUUCCUAAGAAGAUCCGAUUAUGUAAACAGCAGAUCUUUAAGAAAUAAAAUAAAAUGUAGAAGUUUCUGUUUAA